Molecule: messenger RNA, 2201 nt
Organism: Exophiala oligosperma
Lineage: Eukaryota; Fungi; Ascomycota; Eurotiomycetes; Chaetothyriales; Herpotrichiellaceae
Exons: 1
Coding region: 490-1998 (502 amino acids)
Biological process (GO): 'de novo' NAD+ biosynthetic process from L-tryptophan
Cellular component (GO): cytoplasm
Molecular function (GO): indoleamine 2,3-dioxygenase activity; metal ion binding; heme binding
Source: RefSeq, a predicted model, not a curated record
GCCGAUGAUACCCUGCAUAUCAAACAUCUUUUUACGCCUCUAGUUAUCGAGAUAUGACAUUAUCAAGUUGUUGCUGAUGAAGCAGUACAAACAUCAUCAAUGCCAUCAUAUACUCCUAUUUUCUUUGAGAGGUUGGUCGAGUCUUCGCGAACCGGUGCCGAGACAGCCUAAGCCUUUCGCGCUGGUGCAAAUUGUCUUCCUCCGAUCCGUUCCCGACCUCCUCCCCAUGCCAGUGGGUUUCUUUUUCUCUUCCUCACACCAUCCGUUGGCCCUCGUUCUCACCCUCCUCGUGACCUUUUGUUCAUCAUGGACCAUUGCUGCUGACCAAUAUCAACUGGAGAGUUAUAUCUGCUGUGACAGUCGUAGCUACCAUGGCUGUGUGAUACUUUUAUUUUUUCUUUCGACCUUGCAGCGCCUUUCGUAUUCGCUGCGCGCCACAGCUUUCGAGGCACCCGAGAAUUUGUAUCUGUUAACACCGGCGCUUUCAGAAUGCUUCCCCCAGUUCCUCGACCUACAGACUACGGGGUUUCCCCCGACCGAGGCUUCCUCCCUGCCGAGAAUCCCACACAAUGCCUCUCACAUCCUGUCUACGACCGUUGGGAGCGGAUCAUGAACAACUUCCAGUCCCUUCUCCUAUCCAAAAGACUCCGGACUGUCAUUGACAGACUACCCAUCAUACCUGCGGUCCAUCUUGAGACCGAAGCCGAGUGGCGCAGAGCAUACAGUAUCCUCACAUUCAUGGCGCAUGGCUACAUCUGGGGCGGCGAUAAACCAUCAGAACGACUUCCACCUUCCAUAACAUACCCGCUUCUCCAGGUGUCAGACCACCUCGAGUUGCCUCCAGUCGCUACAUACGCUAGCGUGUGCUUGUGGAAUUUUAAACCCAUCUUUCUUUCCGAAGCCCUCGACCUCGACAACCUCUCCACACUAACCACAUUUACGGGCUCGCUAGAUGAGCAAUGGUUCUAUUUGGUCAGUGUGGCCAUGGAAGCAAAAGGCGGACCGUCCAUACCAAUCAUGUUAAAGGCCAUUCAAGCCGCAAGAGACGAUGAUUGCGCCACUGUUACAAAGAGUCUACAAUCCUUUGCUCAGACAUUAGACGAGCUGGGCACUCUGUUGGUCAGGAUGUAUGAGAAUUGCGAUCCGCACGUCUUUUAUCAUCGCAUCAGACCCUUCCUCGCGGGUAGCAAGAAUAUGAAAGAUGCAGGCUUACCUCAAGGUGUUUUCUAUGAUGACGGCAGCCGCCGAGCAACUUGGCGUCAGUACGGCGGUGGCUCCAAUGCCCAGAGCAGUAUGAUACAAUUCUUCGACAUUGUUCUGGGUGUCGAGCAUAGGCCGACAGGUUCCAAAAAGGACGAAACGACGUCAGAGUCGGAACUCGAGCAAGGAGCAGCACCACGGCCUCGACAUAACUUUAUUCAUGAGAUGAGGCAAUACAUGCCUGGCCCUCACAGAAGGUUCCUCCAAGCUGUGGAAGGAGUAGCCAACAUUCGAGAUUACGUUGAGAACAACAGAUCUCGUACAGAGUUGUGCAUUGCGUAUGACGCAUGUUUGGCCAUGCUCAGAACUCUACGUGACAAACACAUUCAGAUGGUGUCCAGAUACAUUAUUGUGAAAAGCAGAGAGUCUCGAAGUCUCAGCAGGACGCGACGAGAAAGCAGUUCUGAUCACGUUCCAAUGGCGAAAGGAAUUGCGUCAGUCCGCUACGAUCAGCCUCACACAGCCGACCAGCCCCAGAGAAAGAAGAAGAUGCGCGGCACAGGAGGGACCGCACUCAUUCCCUUUUUGAAACAGGCUCGGGACGAAACUGGUGAACCAGCAAUUGAUGAUUGGGCCAGAAAACUGCUCACUGGUGGCCGGCGUACUGCAGCAGAUGCGGAAAUAGCAUUUGAGAGCAGACUGACAGCUGCUGACCUCGACGCUGAUGAGCCUCAGAUCGUUGGCCUCGCUGGAGCUUGGAGUAUGGAAGACGCUGGGGGUGGUCUCUGUGCAUACUAGACUUGAGAGGUUUAACAGUACAGCAUUACAUUUCGUGGCCACGAAUGGGAGACGGUUUUCUGUUUGGAAAAGUUCAGCGAUGCAUAAAGAUACUUAUGAAUUCACCUCAGACUCAGUUGGAAAAUGACCAAGAGAAUAUGAUAUGACCAGAUUUUAAUGAUUACUAUGAUGGCUUUCACUCCACUUAUGAGUGCCACUCUUUA